Molecule: messenger RNA, 372 nt
Organism: Pipistrellus nathusii (Nathusius's pipistrelle)
Lineage: Eukaryota; Metazoa; Chordata; Mammalia; Chiroptera; Vespertilionidae
Source: the annotation of a GenBank genome assembly
AUGAACUUGAACAAUGUUAGUAAUGAAGAGUUUGACUGCUAUUUCCUCAAUGAGGGCUUUACUGCCAAGGACCUUCUAGACCAAAAAAUUGACGAAGCCUCUUCUUCCAGUGAUAAGGAUGCCUUCUCUGUUGCAGAUCUGGAAGACAUUCUGAAGAAACACCUGAAGUGGUUAAAAGCUCUUCCUUGGUAUUCCCCCUUUUAUUCAGUCAAAUGCAGUGACAGCAGAACCACAGUGAGAACUCCAGCUGUCAUCGGGAGAGGUCUUGACUAUGCCAGCAGGACUGAAAUACAAUUAGUGCAGAGUCUUGGGGUGCCUCCAGGGAGGAUUAUCUAUGCAAAUCCUUGUAAACAAGUGUUUCCGAUUAAAUAA